AUGUUGCUCAAUGCCGAAACUGCCAUCUCGACCUCUAAGGUCCUACUCGUCCCAUACUCAACAUGGCACGUACCCCGCUACCACGAAUGGAUGCAAGACGAGGAAAUCCAAGAAGCAACCGCCUCAGAACCAUUAACUCUAGAAGAAGAAUACUCCAUGCAGCGCAGUUGGCGCCAAGAUGCAGACAAGUUGACAUUUAUCACCUGUCGGCCAGUAACUCGUUUCCCCAAUGAGAACAGCUCACAAAUGAAGCUUUGUUCCGAUGAUGAGGCUCCAGGAAAUAUGAUCGGAGAUAUAAACCUCUUCCUCCGCAUUGAAGACGGUGAAGAUGGAGACGCGCCUCCGCAGGUUGUUGGCGAGAUUGAGCUGAUGGUUGCCGAGAAAGCGAAUCAGCGGAAAGGAUUCGGGAAGGCUUCGCUGUUGGUAUUCUUGCGGUAUGUAGCGGAGAAACAGGCGGCUAUUCUAGAGGAGUUUGUGAAGAGUGUUGAGGAGGGGGAGAGGGAGAAAUUGGUGCAGGCUGCGGGUGGGGAGGCGUUGAGAUUGCAGUGGCUGAGCGUUAAGAUUGGACAGGAGAAUUUGAGGAGUUUGGCAUUGUUUGAGAGCUUGGGGUUUGUGAAGGUUUCUUCUGAGCCGAGUUUCUUUGGGGAGUUCGAAUUGAGAAGGCUGGACUUGGGAGUUCAAGGGUUUGUGGAAGCGCUGGACGGUGCUGGGGUUGAGGGAUAUACCGAGUUAGACUAUGAGAGGAAAGAAUAA
This is a messenger RNA of Penicillium odoratum, 753 nucleotides long. RefSeq lists its product as uncharacterized. The transcript has 3 exons. Gene Ontology annotation, molecular function: N-acetyltransferase activity. Gene Ontology annotation, biological process: protein acetylation. Bases 1 to 753 code for a protein of 250 amino acids. Lineage: Eukaryota; Fungi; Ascomycota; Eurotiomycetes; Eurotiales; Aspergillaceae. The record is from RefSeq and is a predicted model, not a curated record.